Messenger RNA from Sardina pilchardus (European sardine), 4184 nucleotides. Its product is annotated as ankyrin repeat and MYND domain-containing protein 1-like. Lineage: Eukaryota; Metazoa; Chordata; Actinopteri; Clupeiformes; Clupeidae. The transcript is spliced from 18 exons. The record is from RefSeq and is a predicted model, not a curated record. The coding region runs from base 64 to 3993 and encodes 1309 amino acids. Gene Ontology annotation, molecular function: protein binding.
UGCUGGAGCCCGGAACUUUACUGCAGGUAGAAAUGGAGACUUCCCAAAGUAGAUAAUUCAACAAUGUCCAGCUCAGUCAGUCAUCUACAUGUGCCGUUUCCGAUCGGUUACAUCUACAGUACUGAGCCGGACAGUGGUAGAAACGGGUUUGGUGUCCAACAGUGGCCAGAUGGGUCGAGAUACGAGGGAGAGUUUAAGAAUGACUUGAAACACGGAGUGGGUGUUUACUCUUGGCCUAAUGGAGAGAUCUAUAAAGGUUCCUUCUACAAAGACUAUCGCCAUGGUAAGGGCACCUAUACCUGGCCUGACGGCUCCAAAUUCUCUGGGAAAUUUUAUUUGAAUCGGAAAGAGGGUUAUGGCGUCCAGCUCUUACCAGACAGCUCAUUCUUCAAGGGGCUCUAUCACGCAGACGAGCGUUUCGGACCAGGUGUGCUCACCUAUGCGGAUGGCCGGCUGGACGCAGGGCUUUGGCAUCGCUGUCGGCUGCUCAGCCUCUGCACCACGCUGAAGGACGCCUUCAGCCUCAGGUCCCUCCCAGACUUCCAGUCCCAUCAGAGUCGGGUGCGGACGGGCAGUAGACUCCAGGGGGACCCCCAGACCCUGCAUCCAGAGCCCCCCAAAUCAUCCACAGUGUGCAAGGACCCGCUGGUGUUCUCGCCAGAGGAGAUGCUGAAGGACGAGCGCUUCAUUCUGCCCCCCGACACACUCCGCUACGCCACUGACCCCGACCACCUGCCCCUGCCCCCACGCCUCAGGAGGCAGCUGGAUGAGCUCUUCUUCAGCAGCAGCAGGCCGGAGGUUCCCGCACACACACAGGUGUACACUCACACAUAUGGGAAUACCAGCUGUCUGCCACUACAGGAACGCAUGCAGGAGCACAUCAACAGACACAGGUUUGAAGUGGAAGAUGUUGACUGGGACGUAGCGGCAGUCUUGUCCAUGCGCAGAGAGGUGUUUGGCCCUAAGGGGCCCCUGGAGCUGGGCUCGGAGCGGCUCAUUAAGGAGGCGGCGCGGGGGGAUCCCCAGACUGUUUACCACAUUCUCAGGGACGGAAAGAUCCACCCUGAUGUGGGGGACGCACAAGGCCACACUCCUCUUCUUGCUGCUACGGUGAACUGCCAUGAUGAGGUGAUCAACAUGCUCCUGGACAGCGGUGCCAACGUGAACAAGCUGAACGCAGAGGGCAUGUCGGCGCUGGCCGUGUGCCACGUGCUCUACUACCCCGCCAGCUCACUCCACACCACCGUGGCGGAGCUCACGCUCCACAGAGACUCGCCUCUCUCACUUACCGGGUCAAUGCCAAAGUCUCCACAAGCUGAUGAGCAAGAAGAUGGGGCUGGUAAAAACACAACCAGCCCUGUCCCUCAGAAGACUGUGUCACCUGAUCAGAGUCAUUCAGCCAAUGAGGAGGCAGCAGCCCCAGGGGCCACACAGGCUGACCAGGGUGAAGCUCCACCCCUCAGUUCACCAGUAAUGGGGGAGGUAUCAGAAGGGGAGGGACUUAUGAAUAAGAGUCUCAAAGUUCAGAGCGAAUAUUCAGAAAAUGAGGGACUUGGGAAUGAGCAGAGGGAAGAGCCUGAACAGGAAGCGUCUGACUCUGAGGGACAUCCGAGGGAGGAGACUAAACAGGAAACAUCUGACAUUGAGAGACUCCAAGGGGAGGAGUCUAAACAGGAAACAUCUGACAUUGAGAGACUCCAAGGGGAGGAGUCUAAACAGGAAACAUCUGACAUUGAGGAGCCUCAGAGGGCAGAGCUUAAACAGGAAACAUCUGACACUGAGGGACUCCAAGGGGAGGAGUCUAAACAGGAAACAUCUGACAUUGAGGGGCCUCAAGGGAAGGAGUCUAAACAGCAAACAUCUGACAUUGAGGAACCUAAAGGGGAGGGGUCUAAACAGGAAACAUCUGACAUUGAGGGGCCUCAAGGGGAGGAGUCUAAACAGGAAACAUCUGACAUUGAGGAACCUCAAGGGGAGGAGUCUAAACUAGAAACAUCUAACAUUGAGGGGCCUCAAGGGGAGGAGUCUAAACAGCAAACAUCUUACAUUGAGAAACCUCAAGGGGAGGAGUCUAUAGAUAAGGGGUCUGAUGGGGAGAAGUGUGUAAAAUUUACUGUAAAUGAAGCAUCAGAGAAAGAGGGGCCUCUAAGUGAAGCAUCGGAGAGGAAGGAGCUUAUAAAUGAGUCAGAGACAGGGGAGCCCCUGACUGAAAAGUCCGCCACGAUUGGUUUGGGCGAGGAGCCAGCACUGUCCAAUGGAGGCACUGCAGGCGGUCAUGUGACCUUUGGCCCUCACAGCCCUGAGCAGCGUGUGGCCAGUGACUCUGUGGCAUCACUGGCCAGCUUCCAGAUUGCCGUAUCAAGGGAGGCGCUGGACCAGGCUGCAGAGGCCCUGUGCCAUUCAGGGCUGCUGCCAGCAGAGGGCACUCAGGAGACCGUCCACAAGAUUGCCCUCGCCAAAACGCAGCGCAGUGAGCGGUGGGCCACUCUGCGGCUGCUGCUGUCCAGGGGGGCGGAUCCCAACGCCGCGCGGGUGCCCAUGCCCGUCCUCUUCCUGGCCAUCAAGGCAGAGCACACACACGCCGUGCAGCUGCUGCUGGAGGCAGGAGCACGCACAGACAUCUGCCUGCCCCCUGAGCUGAAUGGUCUGUAUCCGCUGCAUGUGGCAGCUGGUCUCCCGGGAGACGAGGGUCCGCGGAUCACUGAGCUGCUGCUGCAUGCCGUAGCGGACCCUGACGUCCAGGCCCAGGACACACACGUGCUCUUUGAGCUGGACAAGAACACGCCUGAUCCCCAGGGAGGAUCUGGGCCCAGAGCUGGUGGCGUGUCUGGGGUGCCACCUCAGGGCCCGGGCACUGCCAGUGCAGACAGGGGACGCACGCCGCUCCACAUCGCAUGCCAGAGGCACCAGGACCACCAGAAUGCCAAAGAUGCAGUGUGUGUUCUGCUGUCUCAUAAAGCCAGCACUAGUCUGCUGUGGAGUGGACACUCUCCCCUCUCCCUGGCCAUCGCCAGCGGCAACGAUCCGGCCGUAGAUGUGCUGCUGGCAUCAGGGGCCGACCCCAACCUUCCUCUGUCCUGCAGGGUGGGCAGUGCCCUCUGUGCCAACGCCAACAUCGCCUAUGACUCUGGGACUCACUCCUGCAACAGAAUCCUACUGUUGGAGAAGCUGAUAAAAGCAGGUGCGGACAUCCUGAUGCCCAUCUUGAUUGGCGAGGGGCGGAGAUGCGUGAUGGGCACAGCUGUUGAUUAUGCCUACUGCUCAUUCAACCAGGACUGGCGUAUAGCCCAUACUCCAUACCACGCACUCAACCCACGGGAGCGCGAGACCCUGAACGUGCGCAGGCAGCUGCUGAGCAUCAUGGGAGAACUGCUGAGGAAGGCAGCGACCAGGAACCAACAGACCACUCUGGAGAUGCAGACUCUGGGCAGCAGUGAUCGUUGUGCAUCAACAGUUAUGUACACCGGAGCUCACGCAUCAGAGGAGAACACCAGCUCAGGAUCGAUCAGGAAGCAGGGGGGGUUUAAGUACUGCUACCAGUGUGGUCGCUCCGUGGGUGUGGUGCUGGUGGCCUGCAGCCGCUGCCAUGAGGUGUUCUACUGCAGCAAGACCUGCAAGAUGAAGGCCUGGAACGACCGGCACAAGGAAGAGUGUGUGCGGGUGCAAGGUCAAGAUCACAGUGACCCUAGCGACACACUGGAGAAUGUCCCCCAGAGAGAAAUCACAGGCGUCACUAAGAAGGCUUCAGUGAAGAUCCCAGAGCAGCCGUCCCUCAUCACCCAGAUGCAGGAACACUUCAAGCAGAAGAUGAUCACGGAGAAGAGAAACAAAAAACGGAAGGCGCUGGCUCAGAAGUGGGCCGAUAAACGGCACGCCUCAGGGGACCAGUCCAAGGGCCGGAGAACGGGAGCCAAUAAGGGUCCGCGCGGCCUGUCCAAGCAGCCUCCAAAGACCCCCACGUACGCCCCCACAGAGAACUACAGCUACAUUUAAUCACAUCGCUAAUAAAGCUCCCAUUUGGGCCCAGCCAUGUUUGUUCUCACAUGAAUCUGAGAGUUAGGUAGGUUGAGACCUAGCCUGAUCUGCCGGCGAUUUAGAUUUCGCCCUGCAGUUCAGGCUGGAAACCUGCACAUCUGUCUCACCUGCUUCCUGUCCACAUUUUCUGGGUCCAAUCACAAGCUAGC